Heterotrigona itama is the source of this 2595-nucleotide messenger RNA. The record is from the annotation of a GenBank genome assembly. NCBI's taxonomy places the organism in Eukaryota, Metazoa, Arthropoda, Insecta, Hymenoptera, Apidae.
AGGAAUCACGAAUCACGAAUCACGAAUCACAAAGAGUAGAUCAUCAGGUACGCGCGUGAGGGGAGGAAAAGUGGAGAGAUAGAAAAGAAGAAAAGAAGAAAAGAAGAAAGAUGCUGGCAAAGACGCGGCACGGUCUUUGUACGAUCGUUCGCUUGACUUUGCUGGUUUUUUUCAUAUUUAUUGAUCGGUCAGCCGAGAUCGGUGGAGAGAGAAGAAAGAGUUCGUUUUGCCAUCCGUUGCCAGCGAUUGCUUUCGAUAGAUCGAAGAUCGACAGGCUGGAGAACGGGAGUUUAAGGUACGAGAAGCUGGUGUAUCCAGCUGGAUCGUACCGAACGUUUGAAAACGAGACGUACGGAUGCGUGUGCAAGCUGCGAACGUGCGUGAGAAAGUGUUGCAAGGGGGACGAGAUCCUGGGGAAAGGCGUUCGGCCCAACUGCGUCCGGCCGCCGGACGGAUCUCUCGCUCCGGAUCUCGUUCUUCAGCAGCAUCAACUGGCUAGCGAGAUUAAAAAAGGGCUCGCAUCCGGCCUGAGCGAGCUGUUCGUCGUCGUGGAGGAUAUGCAAUGUCCCGAAAAUAUGUCAAGGUCCAUGCUGGAGCCGGAAUGUUUCAAGGACGACGCGUUCGUUCUGCAAGGGAACGGUACUCUUAGAACCGUGUCUCACACGUUCGCGGCGUGGCAUUAUUGCCUCGACUGGAAGGAAUCUUUCGAGAAGGUGGUCGCCCUGGUUUGUUGGCCCGACUCGUCCAUAGCGAACAGCUCCUCUCCCGAUCGAGAGGAAUACUUUGACGUUGGCAUCGUCGUCUCCAUACCGUUCUUCUUCGCCACUUUCCUCGUCUACGCCGUCGUCCCGGAACUGAGAAAUCUCUAUGGCAAGACUCUGAUGUGUUACGUCGGUUGUCUCGUACUCGCCUACACUUUCCUCGUCUUGGCCAAAUUGAAUUACCUCAAAUUUGUCUUUUGCUCUACCAUAGGAGGAAGCACGGAUGUGGAUGAAGCAGAAAAGGGGAGAAGAACGCGUCUACCCUUGUGCUGUGAAUACGGCUAUCGCUUGACAAGGAAUCGUUGCUUCGAAACGAACGUCACGGGAUUUCGCUUCCCGGCCCUUUACCGCGCCGAGGACUUGUCGCUGAUCGACGCAGCGCCGAAUCGUCCGGGCUAUUUCCAUUUGUUCGUGCGGGAUCCUUGCGUCGAUCGUCAACGCUACAAACUCGUGCCGGAGGAGAUUCCGAACGAUGAGUUUAUGCUUCUGGACAACGGCUCGAUCUACAAGAGAAACGAGGAUAAAGUUCUGCGAGAGACCGACUACUGCCUCGGCAUCGUCGAGCUCGAGGCCAAAUCGUUCGACGUGGUACUCUGUUUCGAUUCGGGCCAGUCGGAGACGAAGGAGAUUGUGAAACUCACGGUGGUAUUCCCCGUCGGACUGAUCGUAUCGGUGCCGUUCCUCCUCGCCACGUUUAUCGUCUAUACCUUGAUACCGGAAUUUAAAAACAUGCACGGUCGCACGCUUCGCGGAUACGUUGGUUCCUUGAUAGUUGCCUACGUGAUACUCGCGGUCGUGCAGAUCACUCCGCAGCAACACAUUUCGGAUCCCCUCUGCAUCGUUUUUGAGGUUUCCGAUCCCUACGAGGCAGCGUGAUGCAACGGGAGCGGAAAAAGUUUCUGAUAUACUCGAUUUACGCUUGGGGUUGCGCAUUGCUUCUCACCGGGGUUUGCGUCGUUAUGGACUUUUUCCCCGACGUUCCAGAAUACCUUGUCAAGCCAGAAUUUGGCAGGCAGAGUUGCUGGUUUACAACUAAUAACGCAAGGGCGAUAUACUUUUACGGUCCGAUGGGCGUUACCGUUUUUUGCAACAUAUGCCUGUUCAUCUCCACGGCGUUGAAGAUCGUGCAACAUAAAAAGAACACGGCUCAGCAGCUUAGAGGCACGGACAGUAGGCGGCACGACGACAAUAAACAAUGGUUCAAUCUGUACUUGAAACUCUUCAUCGUAAUGGGCAUCAAUUGGUCGAUGGAGAUAGUGUCGUGGCUGUGCGACAAUUCACCGGCCUACAUUUGGUACCUUACGGAUCUUACGAAUACUUUGCAAGGUGUCAUCAUCUUUUUGAUCUUCGUCUGGAAAGAUAAAGUCAAACGACUGUUGCUGAAAAGAUUUGGCUGCCGCGGGAGUAACGUUCUGUCGAGAAACUCGACUCGCCAUAGUUGUCACAGUUCAGCAGUCUCGCGUUCUUGUACAUUGACGACACAGUUCCAGGAGAAGAUCGAUCUCUGCUCGAACGAUCCAUCUCCUGGAACAAAAUCGAUCGUUGACAAUUAACGAUUACAUUUCAACCAUAUUUGCGCGCAAUUCGCAAGUAUCUAAUCUACGGCUCGCGUGAUUCUCGAUUUUUCGCAAAAAAAAAUAUCAAAAUCUUUUCCCUCUCGCUCUAUUUGCACGAUGCAAAUGAUACACAGUGGAUCGAAUCGGAUUGAAACGAAACGAAACAAUGGAACCAAACAAAAACAGGCGAGAUGAAACAAAAUGAUGCAAAGCAAAAUAUGUAUGUAACUCGAUAAAAACGAAAUAGAAAACAAGAUACAUACACACACACACACACA